AGAACUAUGCCAUUCAUUCUUGCGAAUGAAAUAUGCGACAGAAUUGCGGGAGUUGGUUUUCAUGCCAACAUGAUAACGUACCUGACACAGGUGCUGAAUUUGCCUCUUGUGAAGGCAUCCAAUACUCUCACCAACUUUGGUGGAACCUCCAGCUUCAUGCCCCUUGUUGGUGCUCUUAUUGCAGAUUCUUUUGCUGGACGAUUCUUUACUAUCAUUGUUGGAUCUAUCAUAUAUGAGUUGGGAAUGAUAAGCAUCACCGUUUCAGCAAUAUUGCCACAACUUCGUCCUCCGCCAUGCCCCACUCAAAAAGACUGCAAGGAGGCUUCAAGCCAUCAACUUUGGGCGCUCUAUGUUUGUCUACUCCUGACAUCUAUUGGUGCUGGAGGGAUUCGGCCUUGUGUUAUUACCUUUGCCGCUGAUCAAAUUGACAUGACAAGGACAAAAGUUGAGGGCCGUAAAUGGAACUUCUACAACUGGUACUAUUUCUGCAUGGGAAUGGCCACUCUAACUGCGCUUACCGUCAUAGUUUAUAUCCAAGAUAAUGUAAGUUGGGCUUGGGGUCUGGGACUUCCUACCAUUACUAUGGGACUAUCAGUUGUUGCUUUUAUUUUAGGGUCCCCUCUUUAUAGAAAAGUAAAACCAGGAGGUAGUCCAUUGGUUAGAUUAGCACAAGUAAUUGCCGCAUGUGUUAGGAAGAGAAAUGCUGUCAUGCCUUCUGAUUCUGCUCUCCUGUACGAGAAUCAACAACUUGAUGCUGUAAUCUCUUGUAAUGGGAGGCUUCUACAUACUGAUCAGUUCAGGGGUAUUGACCGUGCGGCCAUAGUCGACGAUUCUGACAUGAGAGAACCAAACAAACCAAACUUGUGGAGGCUUGCAACUGUGCAUAGGGUGGAGGAACUUAAAUGCAUCCUCAGGAUGCUACCUGUUUGGGCCGCUGGCAUAUUACUCAUCACCAGCUAUUCACAUGUUGGAAGCUUUACCAUCCAGCAAGCACGCACCAUGGAUCGCCACCUGUCUCGCUCAUUCCAAAUCCCUCCCGCCACCAUGUCUGUCUUCACUGUCUCCACUGUCCUUGUGGGGCUCGCUCUAUACGAGCGCGUCUUUGUGCCUUAUAUUCGCAGGUUCACUGGAAACCCCUCAGGGAUCACAUGCCUACAGAGAAUGGGCAUAGGUUUUGCAGUUAACAUCCUUGCCACCAUUGCUUCAGCCCUGGUCGAGAUCAAGCGCAAAGCUGCCGCUGAGCGUCAUGGCUUGCUUGACCAACCAGCUGCCAUCAUCCCCAUCAGUGUGUUUUGGUUAGUUCCUCAGUACUGCCUCCAUGGGAUAGCCGAAGUGUUCAUGUCAGUGGGUCAUCUUGAGUUUCUGAUUGAGCAAUCCCCAGAAAGCAUGAGAAGCACAGCGGCAGCACUCAAUUCGCUGACUUCUGCAGUAGGAAACUACAUGGGCACAUUUGUAGUGUCAUUAGUGCACAACUACACAGGCAAGGAAGGGAACUGGCUGCCCGACCGAAACCUGAAUAGGGGACGAUUGGAAAACUAUUACUGGCUCAUAACUGGUAUACAGGUCCUGAAUUUCGCAUACUAUGUCACAUGUGCUAUGCAUUACAGGUACAAACCUCUAGGAGAACAUAUUGCUACCGAUGAAGCUGUCGUGGAGUUUGGCCUGAAAGAUGAACUUCUCUUGUCUAAUAGUGAUGACAAAGAAGUUGAGCUAUCCAAAAAUGGUAAACUGUAGUCAUUUGAAGGAUUGCAAUAAGUAGAGAACAGAAUAUCAGCUCAAAGAAAGACGUAUGUGUUGUCUAUUUUGCAAAGUACUUUUUCGAAUUCACUUGACAUAUAACUGUUGGAACCCAGCAAACUAGACAAAAAGUAAUUAAUAACAAACUCGAGUCGAGUCAUGUAGAAAUAGGUUAUGUGGGUGAAACUUGAUGAUUGUUUCAUUGAUACAUAUGGGUAUAAAUACACAGAGGUGAU
Molecule: messenger RNA, 1973 nt
Organism: Cuscuta campestris
Lineage: Eukaryota; Viridiplantae; Streptophyta; Magnoliopsida; Solanales; Convolvulaceae
Source: the annotation of a GenBank genome assembly